This is a messenger RNA of Clonostachys byssicola, 1374 nucleotides long. Lineage: Eukaryota; Fungi; Ascomycota; Sordariomycetes; Hypocreales; Bionectriaceae. The record is from the annotation of a GenBank genome assembly.
AUGUUCUUGAAAAGACUCUUCACACUUGGUCCCAGGAAUCUCCGCCUUCUUCGCAAUUCGGCAGUGCCCCGAUUUCAAUCGAUGAUGAUGACACGUUCUGUUUCUGGGACCUCCAGGCACCCACCCUUGAGAUCGUCCACAGGGCCGCCCUUGGCAUCGACCUCCUUACCUCCGAGUGCACGCGAGUUUCCUUCCGAGGGUUUUCAAGUCAUUGACCCAAAUGACAAAGUUGAAGAAGAACGGUUGCCAUUCUAUCACAGACAAAGUUACUAUCCUAUGCGGAUUGGCCAGAUCGUUCAAGAUCGCUUUCAAGUCAUCGCCAAGCUUGGUUUUGGAACUACUUCCACCGUCUGGCUGUCUCGUGACUUAAUCACGCAAGAGUACUGGGUUCUCAAGGUGUACAUUAACUCCCUCCAAAAUAUCCAGGAGCUCAAGGUCUAUCAGCAUCUAGAUGGCUUCAUACCUGACGAAAAUACAAUUGGAAAGCCAUUCGUCCGACAACUGCAGACUUCCUUCAAUCUCAGAGGCCCAUACGGCGACCAUCAGGUUUUCGUUAUGAAGCCUCUGGGUAUGAGCCUAAGAACCUUGCAAGAAUUCUACAUCCGAAAAGAUAAAAUGUUUGAAGAGAAUCUCGUUACUGGCGCCUUGGAUCAAGUAUUACUUGGUUUAGAUUACUUACACGAGGCUGGAGUGGUCCAUACAGACCUUCAUUCAGAUAACUUGCUGAUUGAUAUUACUGAUGACUCGGUUCUAUCUAAUAUCGAAGAACAGGAAGUUGCCGAGCCAUCAGCGCGUAAGCGUGAUACAGAUCGCUCUAUAUAUGUCUCUCGUUACAUGCUGGCAGGAGCUGGCUCCUUGGUUAACUCAGAUCUGGGCCAAGCACAUAUUGGGGAAGAGCAUCACGGUAAAGCAAUGCCUCUCCCUUACCGAGCGCCAGAGGUUAUCCUUGGUAUGCCAUGGGGUAACAAAGUGGAUUCUUGGAGUGUUGCGCUAUUGACCUGGGAUCUCCUUGAACGAAAGAGCCUCUUUACGGUUUAUGAUGCAAACUCUGAGGAGCAAAAUGAUGCACAUCAUCUGGCUGCAAUGACAGCCUUGCUUGGGCCACCACCGCAAGAGUUUCUUCAAUUGAGCAAGGAAACAAGCAAAUACUGGGACCAAAAAGGUGAAUGGCAUGGUCCGGUCCCACUGCCUCCCAAAACAUCUUUGAACACACUUGCCGAAACAUUAAAAGGCAGAGGCAAAGAGAAUUUCCUUGAUUUUAUGGAUUGCUUUCUCUGCUGGCUUCCUCAGGAUCGCCUCAAGGCGCAUCAGGGUUAUUUCCACCCUUGGCUCCGGGAGAAGAAUGGCGAAAGCAGUACUUUGGCUGGAUCUUAG